AUGGGCAACGGCAACAUCAGCAUGGAAAAGAGGGGUGAGGGCAAGUACGUGGAGAUAUCCGAUGAGGAUGGGCAGAUCAAGCGCAUCGUUCGCGAGACCGGCGACAGGGUACCGGUCAAGCGGAUCUUCUGCAAAAUCUCCGAUGUUUGCUCGGUGUCGCAGAAGUUGGAAGAGAGUGAUAUCGUCUUUACUCUGGAGAAUGGGGUGGAGUACGUCUUGGACAAUCUGGAAAAUCCUGACGAGACCUACUCGCAGUUUACGCAGUUUAUCGUAGACGAUUGA
This is a messenger RNA of Symbiodinium sp. CCMP2592, 282 nucleotides long. NCBI's taxonomy places the organism in Eukaryota, Dinophyceae, Suessiales, Symbiodiniaceae. The record is from the annotation of a GenBank genome assembly.